This is a messenger RNA of Xiphophorus hellerii (green swordtail), 797 nucleotides long. RefSeq names its product protein YIPF5-like. The transcript is spliced from 6 exons. NCBI's taxonomy places the organism in Eukaryota, Metazoa, Chordata, Actinopteri, Cyprinodontiformes, Poeciliidae. Gene Ontology annotation, cellular component: membrane; trans-Golgi network. The record is from RefSeq and is a predicted model, not a curated record. The annotation marks the transcript as partial. Gene Ontology annotation, biological process: vesicle fusion with Golgi apparatus; endoplasmic reticulum to Golgi vesicle-mediated transport; regulation of ER to Golgi vesicle-mediated transport.
UUCAGCGAGUUAUAUGCUAUGUCCCUAACGGCUUUCCGUCUUUCUCCUGACACGUAGCAACCACAGUGGAGUUGGCAGGGCUCAACUAAGUGUUGUCCAGCUGACAUCACAGAGUAAGAAUGUCGGGAUUUGAUAACUUCAACACUGACUUCUACCAGUCGAGCUACAGCGUAGAUGACCAAAACCAGGGCGGAUAUGGCUACAGCAACUCUGAAAACCCUUACAACAAGCCGUAUGGUCAGUAUGAUUAUUCGCAGCCGAUGGGCUACCCAUCCCCAGGAAUGAUGCAACCCCAGCAGCCGUAUACAGGACAGAUCUUCCAGCCCACACAGACCUACACCCCAAAUGCAUCACAGUCCAUGUACAGUAACAGCUUUGAUGAUGAGCCGCCACUGUUAGAAGAAUUAGGGAUCAAUUUUGACCAUAUCUGGCAGAAGACUCUCACAGUUCUCCAUCCAUUGAAAGUAGCAGAUGGGAGCAUCAUGAAUGAGACAGACCUGGCUGGUCCGAUGGUCUUUUGUUUGGCCUUUGGGGCAACUCUUCUCCUGUCCGGUAAGAUUCAGUUUGGUUACGUGUACGGCAUCAGUGCGAUCGGUUGCCUCGCUAUGUACUGCCUCCUCAACCUCAUGAGUAUGACGGGCGUGUCCUUCGGCUGCGUGGCCAGUGUGUUGGGAUACUGCCUCCUUCCUAUGAUCAUCCUCUCCAGCUUUGGAGUUGUGUUGUCAUUACAGGGCAUGAUGGGGAUUAUACUAACAACAACAAUUAUCGGCUGGUGCAGUUUCUCUGCCUCAAAGAUC